Molecule: messenger RNA, 988 nt
Organism: Chenopodium quinoa (quinoa)
Lineage: Eukaryota; Viridiplantae; Streptophyta; Magnoliopsida; Caryophyllales; Amaranthaceae
Product: probable E3 ubiquitin-protein ligase RNF217
Exons: 2
Coding region: 21-335 (104 amino acids)
Biological process (GO): protein polyubiquitination; ubiquitin-dependent protein catabolic process; positive regulation of proteasomal ubiquitin-dependent protein catabolic process
Cellular component (GO): ubiquitin ligase complex; cytoplasm
Molecular function (GO): zinc ion binding; ubiquitin conjugating enzyme binding; ubiquitin protein ligase activity
Source: RefSeq, a predicted model, not a curated record
AUAAAAAUUGCUCUGUUUUAAUGGUGGAUGAUGGUGGGGUGGAGGUGAGGGAAUCGGAGUGUCCGAGUUGCCGGAGAUUGUUUUGUGCACGGUGUCAAGUGCCGUGGCACGACGGCUUAAGCUGCGAAGAGUUUCUUGAGCUGGGGAAAGAUGAGAGGGAGAGAGAGGAUAUAAUGGUGAUGAAGCUUGCUAAGGAUAAGUCAUGGAAGAGAUGCCCUAAUUGUAAGAUUUUUGUUGAGAGGAGUGAUGGUUGUGUUCAUAUGACUUGCAGGUGUCACUAUGAAUUUUGCUAUCAAUGUGGAGAUAAGUGGAGUAGUACCCAUGUUCAUGCAUAAUGAGGAGGAAUAAGACUAUCUGUGAACUCUAAUUUCUACUACAGACACAGUUUGAUUGGAGAAUCUAAGUUCUAUUUCCAAAUUUUCAAGAGUUGUUUAACAUUUGAUAUACUCAUUUAGUCUUGAAAAUUACUUUUCUAUGCAACUUUAUGUAGUAUGCAAAUGUUGUAGUUUAUUUGUUUGAUCCACUUUUGAGGAUUCUAGAUCAUACUUGGUUAACAUUUGAUAUUCGAUCUACUCUUAAUGAUUUUAAAUUCUAUUGCCCAAAAUUUCUAGAGCUUGUAUGGCUUUACCAGGCCUACUUGGUCUUUUUUUAGUUGAUAUGGUGUGAAUUAUCCAAUGGAUAGGCAUUGGCACUAUGUCAAAAUGCCUCUUUUCAUUUUUGGUUUACAACUAGAUAAUGCUCAAGCCAUGCUCAAUUUUUAAAAUUAAUAAACAGUGAUGGAAACAUCAGUAAUCAAUAAACAUAUAUAUACUAAAGGCGAAACCAGGAAUGACACUUGUCAUUUCUUGGAAAACCCACAUUUUUUUCUCUUUCCUUCUUAAUUUUUUUGCCAUAUUUUAAUGACAUCUACAUAUUUUAUAACCUAUAAUAAUAGUUAUUUCCAUUUUGACAACAUAUUUAAUCCAAUAUUACUCAAUUAAAUUUUUUA